This is a messenger RNA of Oryza brachyantha (malo sina), 1934 nucleotides long. Its product is annotated as lipid phosphate phosphatase delta. Bases 391 to 1641 code for a protein of 416 amino acids. The record is from RefSeq and is a predicted model, not a curated record. Lineage: Eukaryota; Viridiplantae; Streptophyta; Magnoliopsida; Poales; Poaceae. Gene Ontology annotation, cellular component: endoplasmic reticulum membrane. Gene Ontology annotation, molecular function: sphingosine-1-phosphate phosphatase activity. The transcript has 8 exons.
AAACUUGUUAUUAAAAAAAAGAAGGAGAAGAAACAGAAAGAGAAAAACUAGAAGGUGCCGAGAGCCGCGCGGUGGUCCGGUCUCCGGUCCAGAGCGGGAGGCGGCCGGCAAACCGCAGCCAACGACGCCACCACCUCCUCCUCCUCCUCCUCCUCCUCCUCCCGUCGCCACCACGGCGACCCCGCCCUCCUCGGCCUGCUCCCUCCGCCUCUAAAAGACUCUCUCUUUCUCCCCCUUUUCUUGUGGGGAUCUUGUAUUCUUGUGUGGUGGUGUGGUGGUGUGGUGGUGGUCCAAGAAGGAGGACGAGAGGAGAGACGGAUCCGGGACGGGGGACGAGGCGCGCCGGCUGUGCCGUUGGUUGUUUGCGUGCGGCGGGAGUGGACGCCGGAGAUGGAGGCGGUCGCGGCGGCGGCGGCCGGCGGCGCGGGGCUGACCAAGUGGCAGGCGGCGGCGCUGUCGGCGGUGGCGGGGUGGGUGUGGGCCGCCUCCUUCUUCGACCUCACGCGGCGGUCGCGCGCGCUGGUGCAGCCGUGGGUCGCCGCCCGCGUGCUCGCCGAGACGCCGUCCAUCGUCAGGUUCCAGAAGGUGCAUCACAAGUUGCUGGACAAUUUCUUCUCUGUGCUGUCAUGCGUUGUCUCUGUCCCUUUCUACACCGGAUUCCUCCCUCUCCUCUUCUGGACCGGACACUCCAAGCUGGCUAGGCAGAUGACGCUCCUCAUGGCAUUCUGCGAUUACCUCGGCAAUUCCGUGAAGGAUGCGGUGUCAGCGCCGCGACCAAGCUCUCCUCCUGUGAGAAGAGUAACAGCUACUGAAGACGAGAAGGAAAAUGCCAUGGAAUAUGGAUUGCCCUCAUCGCAUGCUCUUAAUACUGUUUGUUUGAUGGGAUAUCUGUUGUAUUAUGUUCUAACGUAUGGACCCCACGACAGCGUUAUGGUUGCCAUGGGCUUAUCAAUAGCUUUGCUGCUUGUUAUGUUAGUUGGCCUUGGACGGAUAUACUUGGGCAUGCACAGCUCGAUUGAUGUUAUUGCUGGCGUUUGUUUUGGUGUUGUAAUCCUGGCAUUCUGGUUGGCUGUCCAUAAUCAUGUUGAUGCUUUUGUCGUCUCCGGGCAAAAUGUUACAACCUUCUGGGCAAGCCUUUCUCUGUUGCUGUGCUUCGCGUAUCCAAAACCAGAAUUCCCAACUCCUAGCUUUGAAUACCACACAGCAUUCAAUGGUGUGACUUUCGGAAUUGUUUAUGGAAUCCAACAAACCUACUUCCAUUUCCACAAUCCUGAUGUCCCCCUCAUUUUCAGCCCACAGUUACCACUUAUUGCAUUCGUUGCGAGGGUUCUCAUUGGCAUCCCAACCAUCCUAGCUGUGAAAUUCUGCAGUAAAGCUCUCUCGAAAUGGCUUUUACCAGUAAUGUGCAGCACCCUGGGCAUCCCUAUCGUAUCAUCGUGCUAUGUUCCCGCGCUGAAGGUUUCCAACAAGAGCAAGGACAAGUCCGACUCCAAGCAGAGCGGCUAUCUCCUGAAGGUAUUCUCCCUCUUCCCCCAGAAGGCGUACGAUGUCGACACCGGCAUAAGGUUCGUUCAGUACGCCAGCCUUGCAUGGUCAGUGGUCGACCUGGUUCCAGCCAUAUUCACUCAUUUAAAUCUGUAGUGAACACUGCAAGAUAGCAUUUUUUCUCUCUACUUGUAGUCUUGGAGACACUCCCAGAUCCCAAAUGGGCUAUUCCUACUUAGAAGACAUCAUAAUCAUCUUAUGAGAAUGUAAAUCCGAUUGAUCUCCGCUAUUGUUUUUUGCUCUGUAUGUAGAGGUGUUUUGUCCAAAAAGUAGCAACGAGGAAGUGUUAAUGUGAUGUUAUGACAUUCUGUUCCAUUCAUUAGGUGUUGAGGACAGUGACCACCACGAGCUCUAAAAAUUUAACUGCAAAGAGAUGCCAUUCAUUUUCU